AUGGCUGUCCAGUAUGUCCAUUAUAAGGGGAUAAAGUUCCCCCCUGGAUAUAAUUCUGUGGAGAACCUUUGCUUUGCUGAGAAUGAGUUUGAAGUGAGAGAUGACGACAUCUUCAAUGUGACUUACCCCAAGUCUGGUAGGAGUGGGAUUCCUGCUCGGGAAUUGGGUGGGGAGCGGGAUUUCAAAACAGAAAGACAUUCUACAUUUGUAUAGAAUCACAGAAUGCACAGCCCUGCCCAUUAUUUUUGGACCUACUACGAAUUCAGGCCAGCUUUGUCCUAAACAAAUUAUUACAAUGCCAUCUUUUCUCGUGCACUUGCAAAAAUGUAGCUGUUUUUAUGUGCUUCUGUAAUUUACUUCCCACCCCUGGAAACAUUUGUAGUUGUUUAGUUUUUAGGCGGGGGGAUUAAAGGACAACAUAACCGAAUCUGGAAACUGGAUAAUUAAGACGAUGGCCUUAACAUUCUUUAGAAAGACUUAAGGUUUUAAAUUCUGUAAUAGCAGCCUUAAACACCGAAUUUCAAAAAAGAAACAUAGGAUUGCUCAAAAUCCAAAAUCAAACUUGCUUGAUUCAUAACUGAUUGAGAUUCAAAUGUUGCUUGAGUUUGAAUGUUUGGGAAAUGUUAUUAAGGAUGUAAUCCUCUAUGCACUUUCCUGAGAGUAAACCCCAUUGAACUCAAAGGGAUGCACUUGUGAGUUGGCAUGUACAGGAAGGUUUGCACUGCAUAUUUUGAAAUCAAAUUCAAAGCCUGGUUUUCCUCUUCACCACUCCCACUCCCAAAUUUUGAACCAGAUGUAGAUGUAGGAAUUGUGGUGGAUUGCUUUGCAAAUGGUUUUGGGCCAGCCACUGUUAGAAAAUGAUGGUGUGCUUGGCUUAAAGUAAAAUGAAUUUGUGGGUACCGACAAAAUAACAAUCCUCGUUAAACCUGUGGAUUUCUUUUUUCCUUCAUCAAGGAACAGUGUGGAUGAUUGAGAUUCUCAGCUUGAUCCUCAAUGGAGGUAAUCCAAGCUGGAAUCAAUCUAUGCUUAAUUCCUGUCGUGCCCCCUGGUUCACCACCCAGCUAGGCCUGGAGGCUGCGCAUCUCCUCCCACCUCCACGGCUGCUCACCUGUCACCUCCCCAUUCAUAUCUUCCCCAAAGCCUUCUUCAGCUCCAAAGCUAAGGUGAGUAAAUGGUGAGAAGCUGAAUAUGGAGUUGCCUGGGGUCCUAUCAAAGAGCCUAGGGACACUGCCAUGGUGAUUGCUUGUGCGUGAAGGGAAGGACAUCUUUGAAAAUGGAAAAUAACAUUUCAUUUGAUCCAGGAGUGAAGGAGAAAAACAAACCAUUUUGUAGUACUGUGGGUCUAGCCCAUUCAGCAUGAAAAACUCCAUGUUGGGUAUGCAGCUUAUUUAUGGGGGAGGGGGGAGUUUUGUCAUUAAAGUUGUGGUUAUAACUCCAGGCCAGACUUUUUUUUUUUUUUUUUGCUUCAAGUACCUUAAGCUAUUUUCAUUGCAAGGACUCAAAAACCAAAAUUAUAACUACACAGUAUAGCUGAGUUAAAAUGAUCAGUGUUGGUGUUGCCAUAUUCACCAAUUAACCAUAUUCCAGGUCUCAUCUGUACCUGCCCUUAGCACCUCACUGUUAUCACUCUGAAUGGCAAAAGCCAUUUUUCACCACAGAGGUUCAGCCUUGGAUCAUGCAAAGUUCCAAAUUUUACAACAUAAUGCUCAGAUGGUAUCCCUGCAGUCACCCUAAGACAGUGUUCACUCACUGAUAAUGCCCCACCCCCACCAAUUAACAAAAGUUUUCUCCCUUAGGUGGUGUACACAUUGCGGGACCCCAGGGAUGUACUUGUUUCUUACUAUCAUUUCUCCAAGAUGUGUGUCCCCUUUGAGAACCCCAAAUCCUUCAACCACUUCCUGGAGAGUUUCCUGAGUGGAGAUGGUGAGUUGGAUGGGGGGGGUGGCCAGAGGAGGAAGAAGAAGAGGCUGGGACAUUUGGGUGUCCUUGGUGGAAAUCCAGUUCAUGUGCCAAGCAGUUCAUUGCCACAAGAUGCAAUGAGGGUCUACUCACUUAGGUGGCUUUCGAAAUAACAGCUGAGACUAAUUUAUAGGGCAUGGUUUAUCUAUGGGUUUGCCUAUGACCCUCCAGAUAUUGUUGGACGCCCACACCAUAUAUUUAAAGUACUUUUGCAUUAACAGUCAUGCCUUCCCCCAAGGAAUCAAAGAAAUUGUAAUUUGUUAAGGGUACUGGGAAUUGUGGCUCCAUGUAUGGCGUGACCCUCAUACGGGUUCCUGUUGUGUGGCUGCUUACCUGCAUAAAUCUAUCUGUAUGUGCAGAGACAUGCCUUUUCGGACCCUUGGAUGCGUGUGUGGCAGUCGAGGUCAGGACCAGCAAGGUGCAGUGUCAUUGGGGCCAGGCCAGCAGUCUUGGUCCCAUUCCCCCUUCUGUGCAUUAUCUUUACUCAUGGAGAGAACGUGGAAGCUUCCUUAUUCUGAGUCCGACCAUUGGUCUACCUAGCCCAGUACUGGUCUACAAUGACUGGCAGUAGCUCUCCAGGGGUUCAGGAAAGGGAAAUUCCCAGUCCUACCUGAAGAUGCCAAAGAUUGAACCUGGCACCUUCUGCCUGCAAAGCAGAUGCCCUACCAGUGAGCUACAUCCCUUCAUUGUAAAAAUAAAAAAGAAAGGGGGGUGGUUCUGCAAAAGUAAGUCCACCACCCAUCACUGAUGUGUCCCUAUCUCCAUGUAUUCCUUGGUGCAGUACCUUUUGGAUCAUGGUUUGACCACGUCACAGGUUGGAUGAAGCUGAAAGGCAAAAGCAACCUCCUUUUCAUCAGCUACGAGGAGCUGAAGCAGGUGAGAACAUGGGGCAGAUCGCACCCUUUCCAAGGUUUCUGUAAAGCAUCCUCCCCAUUGGUUGAAAAAUGAAUGCAAACCUAUUCCACACGUUCUUCAUUGGUAAGACAAAUGAGACAAUGUUUUAGCAAAGUGGAAAUCAGGGUUGAAUUCAACGCUACCCACAUGUAGUUCCACCCGCACAGCAGGAUUUCCUGUUCUUCUCCUUGUACCUCACCCCCAAUCUGUUCCAGAGGGUCCCCCAACUUAAUGGAGCAGAUUUUGAAGUUGCAAUGGGGAGCAGGGGGCUGCAAGAGAGUGGAGGGGGAGAUUCCACUGUCCAAGUGGAAGUUUAUAGACCAAGCAGAAUGGCCAUGCUGGUAGGGUUGCCCUUCAGACACAAAAGUAGUUUUUGAGCUAUUUUUAAGGAAAUUUGCCAAAAUCUACACUUCCAACAUGGGUUACAAUGUGUCUGGAUUUUCCUGGACAUUUCAGAAAUUUGUGCCUGGACAUUGUUUCCGACAGCCAAAUCCUGACUACGUCCGGGAAAUUCCAGAUCUAUGGCUGCCCUAGGUGUUGGAUGCAUCCCAGAAUUCAAAAAUGUCUGCUAGGUGAUGGAGGGGAAAGACAAUUUACACAGGAUAACAUAGGAACCUCCCAUACACCAAGCCAGAUCUUUGCUCCAUCUAGCUCACUCUACUGCACUGCCCCACAGGUUUCAAACAAGAGCCUUUCCCAGCCCAACCUAGUGAUGCCAGGGACCUUUUCUGAGCAAAGCAUGUGCUCUUUCAGUUGCCCUAUGCCGCCUCCCAUUUUUAUUUCAUUCAUCCCACAAGUCACAACCUGUAUUCCUUUUCCAUUGUUAUCAGUUCUUAAACUGCAUCCUAAACAUCACUUGAGCUGCAGUCAUGGACACACUUUCCUUGGAGCAAGUCCCCGGAGUAGACAUGUACAGGAUCGUGUUGUUCUUUAUUUAAAGCACUACCUCCUACUCAUUUCCCCUGGGGUUGUUGCAUUGGAUAUUGCAGUAUCAUAAACAGGCAGACACCAUUAUGAAUAUAUGGUGAAACCUCAAGAAGAUGUCUCUAGUCUUUCGUCUUGGCUGUGAUUAUGUCUCAAGUUUUGUGCAAAAAUUAGAACUCAGGGCAUGAUAACAGAGGCGUUUGGGGUUAACUGGGAAACUGAUUCUCUGGCUGUGCUCAGGAUAAAUAGGGCUUUGCAUAUUCUGCAGUUUUCUGACAUGAUGCAGGAUGAGUGCACAAUUCAUCACCAUCAGCAUCUCAAAUUUCAUUAAAACACACACUUCAGGAUACAAAACCCUAAGACUGAAGAUAGGUAUCAAAGAACAUAGGUCUUAAUUUUUCUGCUGCCUAGAACACUAGUCCCCUCUGUAUCUGUUCAGGACCUGUUUGGUAUUGUGGAACGCCUCUGCCAUUUCCUAGGGAAAGAGCUCGAUGAGGCAGCGAUUACAUCAGUGGUGGAGAACACUUCCUUCGAAGCCAUGAGGAGGAAUGACAUGUGCAACUCAACAAUGCUUCCCAAGGAAUUUAUGGACCAAGAGAAAGGGACCUUCCUGAGGAAGGGUGAGGCUUGCUCCAGUAGCUUUUUCCGUAGUUUCAUAGGAGAUGGGGGAGAAGGGGCAUGGCAGACAGAUCACGGAUAAAGGAACAAUCCAGCCACAGUGCCAACAAAGGUGAGAGAAUUUGGGUGGCACCACCAGUGACCUUGCACAAUCAAAUAUGGCUGGGGCGAAGAUGGAGUGAGGACAGGAGUAGGAUGUGUGUGUGGUGACACAGCAGAAUCCUCUCCAUGUCAGCAAGACCAGAGACGCGCCACCUAAAAAACAUUUAUAUUAAUCAGUGCUGAGGCCCAUACCCCUAAAUUAAAAACCAGGUGAUAAUUAGCAUGCAUUAGUGCAACAGUAGAGCAUCAGGUUGUCAAUGGGGUGGGAGAGAGCAAUGCAGUAUCUUCGCCAUUGCCUAAGAGGCAGGCAGUGACAAAAUAGAAGGGGAAAGUUAAGCAACUUGAGAAGAUCGUGGCUGGCUGGCCAUAACAGAGAGUCUAAAUAAGUCUUCUGGCACACCAGCUCCAUGGGGGAGAGAGAGAGAGAGAUCUGAAGGCUUCUACUUUGACCUCUGACCUCCUGACUCUGCCUUUGCACCGGUCACUUUUCCCUUUGCUGGAAGUGUCCUGCACAAUUUCAUUGGCAAUUACAGGCACCCUUUGAUCUAGUAGCAGUGGCUUUUACAAUGCUUAUUUCCUCUGGCGGGCAGAGGAGCUGACUUGCAAAGUGCUGAGAAGCUCAGCUCCAGAGAAGUUUAAUCAAAGGUAGUUUGAAUUUAAUUGUUGCCCGUGUCCUCAUUUUCUAGGCAUCUGUGGAGACUGGAAAACUCACUUCACGGUGGCACAGUCUGAAUACUUUGACAAGGUUUACCAGGAGAAGAUGGAGGGCCUGAAAGGAAUAUUCCCUUGGGAAUACACUAGGCAAGAGAACCACUUGGGAAAAGGCCUUAAUUUCUGA
Podarcis lilfordi (Lilford's wall lizard) is the source of this 5335-nucleotide messenger RNA. The record is from the annotation of a GenBank genome assembly. Lineage: Eukaryota; Metazoa; Chordata; Lepidosauria; Squamata; Lacertidae.